This is a messenger RNA of Scheffersomyces coipomensis, 2040 nucleotides long. RefSeq names its product acetate--CoA ligase (gene ACS2). The transcript has a single exon. The record is from RefSeq and is a predicted model, not a curated record. Gene Ontology annotation, molecular function: acetyl-CoA synthetase activity; AMP binding. Bases 1 to 2040 code for a protein of 679 amino acids. Lineage: Eukaryota; Fungi; Ascomycota; Pichiomycetes; Serinales; Debaryomycetaceae. Gene Ontology annotation, cellular component: cytosol.
AUGACUACUGCUCCAGUUCAUAAAGUUGUUCAUGAAGCAAAUGAUGUUAUUCCAAGACCAACUCCAAAAGAAUUCUUUCAAAAACAACCAAACCCAGGUCAUAUCAAAAGUUUAGAUCAUUAUCAUGAAUUAUAUCAACAAUCAAUCAAUGAUCCAGCUGGUUUCUUUGGCCCUUUAGCUAAAGAUCUCUUAUCUUGGGAUAGAGAUUUCCAUACCGUUAAAUCAGGUACUUUAGAUCAAGGUGAUUCUGCUUGGUUCUUAGGGGGUGAAUUAAAUGCUUCUUUCAAUUGUGUUGAUAGACAUGCUAUUUCAAAACCAAAUGAAACUGCUUUAAUCUAUGAAGCUGAUGAUGAAAAAGAUUCUUAUAAAUUAACUUGGUCUCAAUUAUUAAAUGAAGUUUCUAAAGUUGCCGGUGUUUUAAAUAGUUGGGGUAUUAAAAAAGGUGAUACCGUGGCUAUUUAUUUACCAAUGACUCCUCAAGCUAUCAUUGCCAUGUUAGCGGUAACAAGAUUAGGUGCAAUUCAUUCAGUUAUAUUUGCUGGUUUUUCAUCUGGUUCAAUCAAAGAUAGAAUCAAUGAUGCUAAAUCAAAAGCUUUAAUCACUUGUGAUGAAGGUAAACGUGGUGGUAAAGUUAUAAAUAUAAAGAAAUUAUGUGAUGAUGCUUUAGAUCAUUGUCCAUCCGUUGAAAAAGUUUUGGUUUUUAAAAGAACUGGUAAUGAUCAAAUUGCCUUAAAAGCUGAUAGAGAUUUCUAUUGGGAUGAAGAAACCGCUAAAUUCUCCGGUUAUUUCCCUCCUAUCCCAGUUAAUUCAGAAGAUCCUUUAUUCUUAUUAUAUACUUCUGGUUCAACCGGUACUCCAAAAGGGGUUGUUCAUACUACUGCUGGUUAUUUAUUUGGUGCUGCUUUAACUACCAAAUAUAUCUUUGAUAUUCAUCCUCAAGAUAUCUUAUUCACUGCUGGUGAUGUUGGAUGGAUUACAGGUCAUACUUAUGCCUUAUAUGGUCCAUUAUUAUUAGGGGUUCCAUCCAUUGUAUUCGAAGGUACUCCAGCUUAUCCUGAUUAUGGUAGAUUCUGGCAAAUUGUUGAAAAACAUAAAGCCACUCACUUUUAUGUUGCACCAACUGCUUUAAGAUUAUUAAGAAAAUCAGGUGAAGCUGAAAUUCCAAAAUAUGAUUUAUCAUCAUUAAGAACUUUAGGUUCUGUUGGUGAACCAAUUAGUCCUGAUAUUUGGGAAUGGUAUAAUGAAAAAGUAGGUCAAAAUAAAUGUCAUAUUUCUGAUACUUAUUGGCAAACUGAAUCUGGUUCUCAUUUUAUUGCUCCAAUUGCUGGUAUUACUCCAAAUAAACCAGGUUCAGCUUCUUUACCAUUCUUUGGUAUCAAGACUUGUCUUAUUGAUCCAGUUACUGGAAUUGAAAUCGAAGGUAAUGAUGUUGAAGGUGUUUUAGCUAUAAAAGAUACUUGGCCAUCAAUGGCAAGAUCAGUUUGGAAUAAUCAUACUAAAUAUAUGGAUACUUAUUUAAAUCCAUAUCCAGGUUAUUAUUUCACAGGUGAUGGUGCUGCCAGAGAUAAUGAUGGUUAUUAUUGGAUUAGAGGUAGAGUUGAUGAUGUGGUUAAUGUUUCAGGUCAUAGAUUAUCCACUGCUGAAAUCGAAGCUGCUUUAAUUGAACAUAAAGGGGUAAGUGAAGCUGCUGUGGUUGGUAUUCAUGAUGAUUUAACUGGUCAAGCCGUCGUUGCUUUCGUUGCUUUAAAAGAUGAUUUAUCAGCUAAAGUUUUAAAUAAUGAAACUAGUGAAGAAGCUUUCAGUUUAAGAAAAGAAUUAGUAUUAACUGUUAGAAAAGAAAUUGGUCCAUUUGCUGCUCCAAAAUCAGUUAUUAUCGUGGCUGAUUUACCAAAAACUAGAUCAGGUAAGAUCAUGAGAAGAAUCUUAAGAAAGAUUUCUUCUUACGAAGCUGAUCAAUUAGGUGAUAUUACCACUUUAUCAAACCCAUCAUCUGUUGCCGGUAUAAUUGAAUCAUUUGGUCUUCAAUUCGGUAAGAAAUAG